AUAAGAUUAUUUUUAUCGCCGGCUAAAGUAUUGACAUAACCUCAAUUUUUGACGUUUCUUAUUUCUAAUCAAAUCGUGCAAAAAAGCACGAAAAUAACCGCUGAUAUACGACGUAAUGAGUUCAAGAAUUCCGAGAAAAUAGCGAAAUAAAAUAAGUUGGGUUAUGUUGACUUUUUAAUUAAUGAUUAAAAAUGUAUCGAACGGCGUCUCGGUUAAUUUACACGACUUUCCGUAAUUAUUACACGGUUAAGCCGAACUUGGAUAAGAAGCAAUACGAUUUGGCGAAACAAAUUUAUCAAAAAAUUAAGGCGAUGGGUCCAAUUCCCGUUUCGGAUUACAUGAAGGAAGUUCUUAUUCACCCAUCUCAAGGUUACUACAUCAACCGCGAACCGAUGGGGGAAUCUGGCGAUUUCAUCACAUCCCCAGAAUUGAGCCAAAUUUUUGGUGAGAUGAUCGCAAUUUGGUUUUUAAACGAAUGGUCGAAAGUUGGGGCCCCAAAACCGUUUCAAAUUGUUGAAUUAGGACCGGGGCGGGGGACUUUAAUGCAAGAUAUUCUUCGAGUCUUUAAACAUUUCGAUUCGUUAAAACAAGCCAACAUAAGCUUAGUUGAGAUUAGCCCGGUAUUAAGCGACUCCCAAGCAAGGAGGUUAUGUGCAACCACCAAUUUAAAUCCUGAUCAAAACGCGGUGAUUUAUCGCGAGGGGAUGAGUAUAAUCGAAAAUAUCCCGGUGAAAUGGUACAAAACGUUACAGGAUGUCCCAAAUGUUUUUACUUUAUUAAUAGCGAACGAAUUUUUUGACGCUUUACCCAUAAAUAAAUUUAAAAAAACCGAUUUGGGGUAUCGAGAGAUUUUAAUUGAUAUCGAUAAAGACAAAGAGGGUUGUUUCAGAUAUGUUUUAGCCAAAGAAGAAACUCCAACUCAAAAAUUAUUCUUACGAAGCGAUGAGAGUCGCGAAAAUUUCGAAAUUUCCCCUCAAAGUUUGUUAAUGAUUAAAGAAAUCGCAACGAGGAUUGAAUCGGAUGGGGGGUUUUGUUUAAUCGCUGAUUAUGGCCAUAACGGUGAAGGGACCGACACAUUUCGUGCGUUUAAAGACCAUAAACAACACGAUCCGCUAAUUGAUCCAGGAAGUGCUGAUUUAACCGCGGAUGUUGAUUUCGCGGCGAUUAAACGAGCUGGAGUUGAAGAUGGGAAAGUUUUAGCGUUUGGGCCGGUUACUCAGCGAGAUUUUUUGAUUAAAAUGGGAAUUGAGCAUCGAAUUAAAGUUUUGGAGGAGAACGCCGAUGAGAAACAAUUAAAAAGUUUGAGAUUUGGGUAUGAUAUGUUGAUGAAUUUGGAGAAGAUGGGGGAAAGGUUUAAGUUUAUGGCGCUUGUGCCGUCGGUUUUGGAGGGUAUUUUGAAAAAAGUACCCGUUGUUGGGUUUCAUUGAAUGUUUUUGUUAGUUAAUAAAUUGUAAGUGGUCUAAAAACUUUUUUUUACCUCUUACAUAUUCAUUAUCCUUAGAAGAGACGUUUUUAAUAAUUAAUUAUGUUAAAAUUCUGCUACAUCAAGGCACAGAAUAACCAAAAGUCAUAAAUAAGAUAUAUUUGUUGUAUAGAUAGGCCAAUAAGUACUAUAUAUAAUUAGUUUUAGAUACUGCCACCUACAGCGUUGAAAUCAUCGGUAGGCGGGAAAUAUAAAUUAAAUUUGUUAUUUCAAAGU
This is a messenger RNA of Onthophagus taurus, 1699 nucleotides long. Its product is annotated as protein arginine methyltransferase NDUFAF7 homolog, mitochondrial. Gene Ontology annotation, cellular component: mitochondrion. Gene Ontology annotation, biological process: mitochondrial respiratory chain complex I assembly. NCBI's taxonomy places the organism in Eukaryota, Metazoa, Arthropoda, Insecta, Coleoptera, Scarabaeidae. The record is from RefSeq and is a predicted model, not a curated record. Gene Ontology annotation, molecular function: protein-arginine omega-N symmetric methyltransferase activity.